Geodia barretti is the source of this 1242-nucleotide messenger RNA. Lineage: Eukaryota; Metazoa; Porifera; Demospongiae; Tetractinellida; Geodiidae. The record is from the annotation of a GenBank genome assembly.
UCACAUAUAUAAUAUACACACAUAUUAUACAUUUGCGCGUGGUUGCAUUACGCAAUGAACCCAGGUCUAAGCAGUCUCUUCAGCCUUCUCCAUCUCUGAUAUCAGUCUCUGAAUCUUCUGUCCGAUCUUUCUCUGCCGCUGAGCCCGCCUCACGUGACCCUUGGUGGGCGGGGCCUGCCUCCCGUCCGCGUAGCACCAGUCCGGGAGAUCGGUGAGAGGUCCGUAUUCAGUUCCGCUGCGAGCUCUCCCGCAGCCCAGUCUCCACUGCUGACCAGCUGACACUAUUGAACCAGAGUGGAAUGUUCUCACAGCCGCUAGAGACAGAGUUAUUCUUGGAACAUUCGCUGCCAUCGCCACCGACCAGAAGAAGCAUGCGCCAACUACAAAAAACCACGCCCAUUUUGAUGUAGCAGCCCCGCCCGUUAACUCACUUCUUUGUUAGAUGGCGGAGGUUCACGUGAUAGGUGAACUAGUUGGCGCCAGUGAGUUCCCGUCGGGCGACCUGUUCUGUAAGUGGAGUGCCAGUCACGGGAGCGGCUGGCGGCUCCUGGAGGGAGCGAGAGAGGGACAGACGCAGACCGACCAUCCCCAGGACGGCUCCUUCUCUAAAUGGAGCCACCCUAUAGACCUUCAUUUUGGUACCAAAGGCCUACAGGGAUGGCCAAAGCUGUCGUUUCAAGUGUUCCACGAAGAUUUCUUUGGUCGACAUGAACUGUACGGGUACGGGUUUGUUACAGUUCCCACAACUCCCGGUAUCCAUGACGUCAGUUGUGUUACCUGGCGACCAGUUGGAUCGCAUCGUCAGCAGUUUUCCUCAUUCUUCCUGGGUGGCAGUCCGGAGCUGACCUCAGACUCUCUAAUCCACAGCUGCCAUGAUCGCCAACACCUCAGAACACAGGCCAUGGGAAGAGUCCACCUCAGACUCAUGAUAAUCCUCAGACACCUCUCUCACUUCGGAGUUGAGGUCUCCUGACCAUGCCCCUUUCUUGGUCACUUGACUGUUGUCAUGGCAACGCACAUGUAGCUAUCAUCAAAAGAAAUGGCUUCUAUAUACACCAUUAGCUACCUUUCUCCUUUGUCUCUUUGAAGUCACAUAUCUAUUCUCUUUCUCAUGAUUGGGUGUGUCAGCAUUCUUGUUACGUAACAGGACGUACGCAUGCGCACGUUGUUAACAACUUUUUACGGUGGGCAACCGACCCCACACACAGUGCAGUGCAGGGCGCACCAGAGCUGGGGCCGGCC